AUGGCUCGCUUUUUGUUUAAAAACCCUCAAGGGGUCUCCCGAUAUAUGGUUCCCCGUGGCUGGAAGUUCCGCAAAUCAAAGGAUAGUUUCUAUAAGUCAAUUCUGGAAAAGUGCCAUGAAUUCCAUGAGAUGGCGGGCAACGUGGGAGAUGUGAUCCUGCUUCAUCCAUUGAUGGUACACUCGCAGUCCAUCAAUAGCUUGAGGAUCCCGCGGAUCAUCACCAAUUCACCGGUGUCGCUGAAUGAGCCGUUUAAUCUCGACCGCAAAGACUCGAAUCAAUACAGCAUCGUUGAAAGGAAGACAAUGCAAGAUAUUGGCAUGAGUAAUUCUUUGAUGACAGGUUGGAAGAUCAAGGGCAAUCGGGACUUUAUGGUUCCGGAGUGGCUGAAGGAGAUGGAGAAAAUGAAAGAACAGGAGCUGGGCAGAAUGAAGUGA
Molecule: messenger RNA, 435 nt
Organism: Penicillium odoratum
Lineage: Eukaryota; Fungi; Ascomycota; Eurotiomycetes; Eurotiales; Aspergillaceae
Exons: 2
Coding region: 1-435 (144 amino acids)
Source: RefSeq, a predicted model, not a curated record